CCUUGGAGUACUAAUCUCUGCAAAGCCUAAAAUCAAAGUCUCUCUUCUCUUGUAUAAUAGUAAUUCCUGGUUAAAGAAAAAACAGAGCUCCGGUACGGUCCGGCAAAAUCUGCCAUAUUCCGAUUAGAUAGCUAGCGUUGUUAACCUCGAUCCGAAUAAUAAUAUGUCGUCGUCGUCUUCAAACGGCGGCGACACUGAAACACCAAAAUGGUUGUACGACGUUUUCUUGAGCUUCAGAGGCGAAGACACUCGCAAGGGUUUCGUGGAUCACCUCUACGCCACUCUGCACGAGAAAGGGAUCCACACCUUCAGAGACGACGAGGAGCUGAAGAGGGGAAAGUCAAUUUCGCCGGAGCUCGACAACGCAAUUAAGGGGUCCAAGUUCGUAGUGGUUAUCUUCUCCCCAAAUUAUGCCAACUCUAGCUGGUGUCUGGGCGAGCUUGUGAAAGCGGUGGAGUACGCGGAGAAGCAGAAGCCGGCGAAGACGCUGCUCCCGGUGUUCUACGGCGUCGACCCCUCCGACGUAAGAAAACAGCGAGGAACUUACAAAGAGGCUUUUGACAAACACAUAGAAGCCAAGUUCCCGGAAGAGGAGAUCGAGAAGUGGAGAAAUGCUUUGUUUACAGUGGCAAAUACAUCUGGCUUUGACGUCAAUAAUAUGGAGGAUGGGCAUGAAUCAAGAUGCAUUAGAGAUAUUGCCGUUAAAAUCUUGAACCAAUUGGGAAGUAGGUUCUCGGUAAGUGCGGAUACGAUUGGAAUAGAGCCCCAGGUGGAGAAUGUGAUGUCGCUGUUAACCACAGGGCCCGACGACGAUGUGCGCAUAAUCGGAAUUUGGGGCAUGGGAGGGAUUGGGAAAUCCACCAUUGCCAGAGCUGUGUUUAACCAAAUCUGCCAAAGCUUCGAAGGCAGCUGCUAUCUGGACAGCGUCCGAGAAGUAUCGGCGAAAACAGGGCUAGAUUCUCUGCAGGAGAAAUUGCUCUCGGAGACUCUGAAAGAAGGCAGGGAGAAGCUCCACACCGGCAUCGAUUUGCUAAUGGCGAGGUUGAGCCACAAGAAAGUGCUGAUCGUUCUCGACGAUGUGGAUAAAGAUGAACAGCUGGAGAAAUUAGCUCCAGAUUACAACCGGUUCGGUAAGGGGAGCAGAAUCAUCAUAACAACGAGGAACAGUCAAUUGCUAUUGGCUCACGGAAUUAAUCCGAUCUACGAUGUUAAUCUCUUGGGAGCUGAAACGGCGUCGAAGCUCUUCAAUAAAUUCGCCUUCAAGGAUGGCUCUCCAACUGAAGAAUUCAAAGAGGUUUCUCUCCAAGUUGUGAAUUACGCAGGCGGACUCCCUCUGGCGAUCAAAGUUUUAGGAUCUUUCCUCCAUGGAAGAGAGAAGAACGAAUGGGAAAGCGAACUCGAAAGAUUGAAAGCGAUCCCGCGUGACGAUAUCAUAGGCAAACUCAAACUCAGUUUCGAUGCACUUCACGAUCUGGAAAAGGAGAUAUUCCUGGAUAUUGCUUGUUUCUACAAGGGAAAGAGGACGCAGGAUGUUUGGAGAAAGCUGAAUAGUUUUGGUUUCCAGCCUGAUAUUGGAGUGAAGGUUCUGAUUCAAAAAUCGCUGUUGUAUGUAUCAGAUGAAAAGUUCCAGAUGCAUGAUUUAGUGCAAGAAAUGGCUUGGUACAUUGUCCGCAAAGACCACUCUAGAGAGCCAUGGAAGUUCAGCAGGCUAUGGAUUCCUGAAGAUAUUUGUGAAGUAUUGAGCAAAGAAUCGGGUACAGAGACAAUUGAGAGCAUAGUUUUAGACUUUCCUCAGAGAACAAAAGUGAAAAUUAAUGCACGAGCCUUUGUGCAUAUGGAUAGACUACGGCAACUGGAGAUCCAUAACGCAAAGCAGAGUUUAAUGAGCAAAGGUCCAAGUUUUCUGCCACAGGAAUUACAGUGGCUCAGUUGGCACAAGUACCGCUCAGAGUUCCUUCCUGAAAGUUUUCAAGGGGAAAAACUUGUUGGCUUGGAACUCUGCCGUAGCAGCAUUACAAAACUAUGGCAAGAAGAUAAGUAUCUUGAUAAGUUGAAGUACCUCAACCUUAGCUACUCAGAUAAGCUGAUUUGCACUCCAGACUUCAGUAAAAUUCCAAAUCUUGAAAGACUUGAUCUCAGCAACUGUACUAGUUUGGCAACGGUUCAUGAAUCCAUUGGAGCUCUCAAGAAGCUUGUGUAUUUAAAUUUAUCUCACUGUGUAGAGGUAAAGAGUCUUCCCAGUACUAUCCACUUGGAGUCCCUGGAAACACUUCUUCUUUGGGAGUGCACAAAGCUUGAGAAUUUCCCAGAAAUUGUUGGGUCAAUGCCAAAGUUGUCUGAGCUUCACUUGGAAGGGACUGCAAUAGAGGAGCUACCAUCAUCAAUCAUAAAUCUAAGUAAUCUGGUCUUGAUCAACUUAAGUAACUGCACUAACCUCAGCAGUCUCACCUACAGCAUUUGCGGUUUGAAAUGCCUCAAGACUCUUAACCUUCGUCGCUGCUCAUCGCUUGAAAAAUUGCCAGAAACGCUCGGCCAAGUGGAUUCUUUGGAGGAGCUUCUGGUGGAUGGAACAGCUAUUACUCAGCUCCCACCUUCCACUACACUCAUGAAAAAUUUGAAAGUUUUGUCCUUGGGGAGCCAUGUUAAGGCAAAGGGUAAGAAGACAAAGGGGAAAAAAUCUGACUCACAAACUUGGGGCAUCAAGGCACUUUCUAUUGGCAAUGUUUUGCCCAUUCCAAAACUAAGCCUCACUAACAAAAAAGACCCCGAACCACCCAUUCGACCUUCUUUAACCGGGCUGUCUUCACUCCGGAAAUUGGACCUUAGCUAUUACAACAAGUUGGAAGAGAUUGCCUCGGAUAUUAGUUGCUUGUUCACUUUGGAAGAGUUAAAUCUGAGUGGAAAUGAGUUUGAAGAUUUCCCUACGACAAUAUCUAGACUCAAUCGACUCAAGAUCCUGAAAUUAGAGAAGUGCACAAAUCUUGUUUCUCUGCCUGAUCUUCCAUUGAAUAUAGCUUUGAUAGAUGCAGAUGAGUGCGAAUCAUUGCAGAGUGUGGCAAACCUAUCAGCAGAGCAUGCAAACUUGUGGAAGGUGUCACUUUUCGGUUGCUCCAAACUAUGCGAAGCAAAUAAAAACACUGCUGACUUGUUACUCAACUCUCUACUCCAGGGAAAUUCUACUAGAAACAGGCGAUUCAGCAUCCUCAUUCCUGGAGGCAAGAUUCCAGAGUGGUUUAGUGAUCAAAAAAUGGGCCGUUCUGUAUCAAUUCCGUUACCUCCAGAUUGGCAUGCUAAUUUCGUUGGAUUUGCAAUAUCAGUUGUGCUUGAUCCCAUGGCGCAAAACUCAAGAAUUGGAAUCACAUUCAAAUUGAUCAGCCAAAAUCACAGAGAGUAUACAACUGAUAGUAUCUCUUCUGCCACUAUGACAGGUGAGAUUUGUGAGUCUGGUCAUGUUUGGAUGGGAUUUUUAUCAUUCCGUCUUUUCCAGCUUCUAUUCCCAGACAUAGGAGUUGAUGAUUGGACCAAAAUCUUUGGGUGCCUCACUAUUUCUGUAAGGAAUGAGCCAUGGAACAAGCCAAAAAGGUGUGGGAUUCGCCUGGUGUACAAGGAAGAUAUAGUUAAGGAAACAAAAACUGUAAGUACCAAGGACAAUGAGCAAUCAGGAAACCUUGCCCUUGUGGUUUACACUGGAAAACCAGGAGGAACCGAAAAAACAAAAGAAGACGAAGAGGAUAUAUCUGUUCUUACAUCUGGUGUUAAUGAAUUGGGAUGGGAGGUUGACCCUAUUGAGGAUGAUGUCACACAGUUAGACAAUUUAAGAAGACAUCUGCCUUUCAAGAUUCAGAAGACUAUUUCAUUUGAUUGCUAGCUAUCUUUUGGCUCAACCUAAAUAAAGUUGUUUAUGCAGCAACUCGGGUAUUUGCAGAUACUGGUUUGGUCUUUUUCUGCAAAUCUGCAAUUGGUAUUGGACAGCAAGUUUGUUUCACUUUGAUGGUAAUAUAAUACUGUUCUUGGGUGUGAUUUUGUAUUCUACAUUCAUGCUUGGGUAAAAUUGUGUUGUGUUCUUAUGCAGCAGCUCAAGUUUGCUUACUUUAUGACUUUUAUGAUUUGGUAUGUGAAAGGUGUGUUAAAGCGUCCUAGAUUGGUAUCUAUAUGGUCUUUGUAUUUGAUGGUUUGUAUUGGUACUGUACUGUUGCAUAACUUUAUAUAUGAAUAAUAUCAUUGUGUGUUCCUUUAU
This is a messenger RNA of Ipomoea triloba (trilobed morning glory), 4237 nucleotides long. Its product is annotated as TMV resistance protein N-like. Gene Ontology annotation, biological process: signal transduction; defense response. NCBI's taxonomy places the organism in Eukaryota, Viridiplantae, Streptophyta, Magnoliopsida, Solanales, Convolvulaceae. Gene Ontology annotation, molecular function: protein binding; ADP binding. The transcript has 5 exons. The coding region runs from base 164 to 3868 and encodes 1234 amino acids. The record is from RefSeq and is a predicted model, not a curated record.